CCUCGCGGCCGGCCGGCCGCCCCGCCCCCGCCUCCAGCGAGUGUGGCCUCGGCUUGCGGCAGCACCAGCUGACAGCCGCAGUGGUGAGGUCUGGUGUGGUGGUCAGGAUGGCAGAGGAGCAGGAGUUCACUCAGCUGUGCAAGUUGCCUGUGCAGCCCUCACACCCGCAUUGUGUCAACAACACCUACCGGAGUGCACAGCACUCCCAGGCUCUGCUACGGGGGCUGCUGGCUCUUCGGGACAGCGGCAUCCUCUUUGAUGUGGUCCUCGUGGUGGAGGGGAGACACAUUGAGGCGCAUCGAAUCCUGCUGGCUGCGUCCUGCGAUUACUUCAGAGGAAUGUUUGCUGGAGGAUUGAAGGAGAUGGAGCAGGAAGAGGUCCUGAUCCACGGUGUGUCCUACAAUGCCAUGUGCCAAAUUCUGCAUUUCAUUUACACCUCUGAGUUGGAGCUCAGCCUGAGCAAUGUCCAGGAGACACUCGUUGCCGCCUGUCAGCUGCAGAUCCCAGAAAUCAUCCAUUUCUGCUGUGAUUUCCUCAUGUCCUGGGUGGAUGAAGAGAACAUCCUUGACGUCUACCGGCUGGCAGAGCUCUUUGACUUGAGUCGACUAACUGAGCAGCUGGACGCCUACAUCCUCAAAAACUUCGUGGCCUUCUCUCGGACUGACAAGUACCGCCAGCUUCCCCUGGAGAAGGUCUACUCCCUCCUCAGCAGCAACCGCCUGGAGGUCUCCUGUGAGACCGAAGUGUACGAGGGUGCCCUGCUCUACCAUUACACCCCGGAGCAGGUGCAGGCCGACCAGAUCUCGCUGCAUGAGCCCCCCAAGCUCCUCGAGACCGUGCGUUUUCCCCUGAUGGAAGCUGAGGUCCUCCAGCAGCUGCACGACAAGCUGGACCCCAGCCCGCUGAGGGACACGGUGGCCAGCGCCCUCAUGUACCAUCGCAACGAGAGCCUGCAGCCCAGCUUGCAGGGCCCUCAGACAGAGCUGCGGUCGGACUUCCAGUGCGUCGUGGGCUUUGGGGGCAUUCACUCCACGCCGUCCACUGUUCUGAGUGACCAGGCCAAGUACCUGAACCCCCUGUUGGGAGAGUGGAAGCACUUUACUGCCUCCCUGGCCCCCCGCAUGUCCAACCAGGGCAUCGCAGUGCUCAACAACUUUGUGUACCUGAUCGGAGGGGACAACAAUGUCCAGGGCUUUCGUGCUGAGUCCCGGUGCUGGAGGUAUGACCCAAGGCACAACCGCUGGUUCCAGAUCCAGUCCCUGCAACAGGAGCAUGCCGACCUGUGUGUGUGUGUCGUGGGCAGGUACAUCUACGCGGUGGCAGGCCGCGACUACCAUAAUGACCUGAAUGCUGUGGAGCGUUACGAUCCCACCACCAACUCCUGGUCUUACGUGGCCCCACUCAAGAGGGAGGUGUAUGCCCAUGCGGGCGCCUCGCUGGAGGGGAAGAUGUACAUUACCUGUGGCCGCAGAGGGGAGGACUACCUAAAGGAGACGCACUGCUAUGACCCAGACAGCAACUCCUGGCACAGCCUGGCAGAUGGACCCGUGCGGCGGGCCUGGCAUGGCAUGGCCACCCUCCUGGACAAGCUGUAUGUGAUCGGGGGCAGCAACAAUGAUGCUGGGUACAGGAGGGACGUGCACCAGUUUAAUUCUUGAUCUCCAUAGACACAUCUACCCCGAUGGCUCUGCAGAAUUCUGUCAUGUUGAUUCAUCAUUUGGAUUGGUAAUAUUUCCUUUGCUAAUAUUUGCUUUGUAGAGCUUUUCGGAUAUUUUGGAUUAUUUACUUAGGUGAGAGCCAUUCUUCUCAAAGAGUGGUCCCAGACCACCAGCAUCCACAUCACCUGGAAACUUGUUAGCAAUGCACGUUCCCAGGCCCCACGCCAGACCCAUUGAAUUGGAAGCUCGGGGGCAGGGCUCAGCAAAUCUGUUUUAAUAGGCCCUGAGUGGUGAGAACCCCUGGGCUGCAGUGCAUUAGUUUCCUAUUGCUGCCAUGACAAAUCACCACCAACUAAAUCACUUAAACAAAAUAAGCAAGUGUAUUCUUACAGUUUGUAUUCUGAAGUCGGAUUCAGUUUCACCAGGCUAACAUCCAGGUGUCAUCAGGGCAUCUGUCCUUUAUAGAGGCCCUCGGGGAGAAGCUGGCUCCUUGCUCACUCAGGUUAUCAGAAUUCAGUUCCCUGCAUUUGUAGAACUGAGGUCCCUGUUUCUCUGCUGGCUGUCAGCUAAAGGCCCUUCUUGGCUUCUGGCGGCCUCUGCAUUCCCUGGAAUGGGGCUGCUUCAUCCCCAGCCAGCAAUGGCCAGGUUGUCCUUUGACUUCUCUCCUGUUAGACUCCCCCCCCCUCUCCUUUCAAAGACUCGUGCAAUUAGGUGGGUCCACCCAGAAAACCUAAGGUAACCUUCCCAUCUCAAGGUCCAAACCCUUAAGCAUGUUUGCCAAGUUCCUUUUGCCAUGUAAAGUAACUGUCACAGGUUUUAGAGAUUUAGGGCAUGGGCAUCUUUGGAGGGUCACUUUCCUGCCAACCACAGCUGGAGAACCAAGUGUGAUUAUUAAGUCUAAAAGAUAAGAUUUUUGUGGCUCUUAGUACCUAUUGCCAAAUAGCUGUCCUGGAAUGUCAGACAAAUGCGCAGUAGUAUGGCUUCAUUAGACAUUUUCCAGCACUGGGUCCUGUGAUUUUUCUCUCCCCAGUGGGUGCUGGUUGUCAGGGACAAAUUUAACUCCUGCUUUACAUUUCUUGGGUUAUUAGUAGGCUGAACAUUUCCCCACGUAUUUGUUUACUGUUUGGGGUAAUUUUGGAGGCAUGAGAACAUUGCUGGUCAUCUCGAGUCAGCAAGUUAACUAUUUCCACAUUUUAUCUGCACUUCCCUCUGGUGUUGGGUGCUAUGGGUGGGGAGGAGUUACUCGGGGUCCCUGUCC
Suricata suricatta (meerkat) is the source of this 2916-nucleotide messenger RNA. RefSeq names its product kelch like family member 22 (gene KLHL22). NCBI's taxonomy places the organism in Eukaryota, Metazoa, Chordata, Mammalia, Carnivora, Herpestidae. Bases 108 to 1658 code for a protein of 516 amino acids. Gene Ontology annotation, biological process: positive regulation of TORC1 signaling; proteasome-mediated ubiquitin-dependent protein catabolic process; protein monoubiquitination. The transcript has 7 exons. Gene Ontology annotation, cellular component: mitotic spindle; Cul3-RING ubiquitin ligase complex; cytosol. Gene Ontology annotation, molecular function: protein binding. The record is from RefSeq and is a predicted model, not a curated record.